Molecule: messenger RNA, 486 nt
Organism: Thlaspi arvense
Lineage: Eukaryota; Viridiplantae; Streptophyta; Magnoliopsida; Brassicales; Brassicaceae
Source: the annotation of a GenBank genome assembly
AUGGAGAUUUCUCCUCGUUGUUUGGUUUCUCUUCUUUCAAUCCUCCUCUUGUCUGGAUUCGUCUCGUCUCUCCACAUCUCUCUUGAUGAAUUUGAGUCACACCCACCAACAAGCCGAGCUCUUCUUCAGGCAAAGAUACCAUGCAAAGAAGAUUUUGCGAACAAGAAUUACACAAUCAUAACGAGUAAAUGCAAAGGACCAAAUUAUCCGGCGAAGGCAUGUUGCUCCGCCUUCAAGGACUUUGCAUGCCCAUUCGCGGAAGCUCUAAACGACGAAAAGACAGAAUGUGCCUCCACAAUGUUCAGCUACAUCAAUCUCUACGGUCGUUAUCCUCCCGGAAUAUUCGCAAACAUGUGUAAAGAAGGCAAAGAAGGGCUCGAUUGCACCAACGUCACCGCCACGUCAUCUUCUCAUGCAUUGAUCCCUCUUAUCUCCACCACACACGCAUCGCUGCUAAUCACUGUUUUCUUGUUUUACCUCUUCUAA